CCACCACCACCCACCGCUUCCCCCAUCAAGAAACAUACCGCUUUGCGCCGCGCCGCGUGCUGCAAACAGCCGCCGCAGCAGCAUCCGCAGCAUCCACAGCAACCAUGGACCUCCUCAUCUCGCUCCCCAUCCUCUCCUACUUCCUCUCCCCGCACGUCGCCUCGUGGUCCACGUCCAUCAACAUCAUCUUCUUCUACAUGACGUGGACGACGCUCAUCAUCACCCACCCGCCCGUCAACGUGCACAUCGCCGGCAUCCUCGUCAUCCGCGUCUUCUUCUGGCUCGUCCCCUCGCUCCUCACCCUCGCCUUCGACACCGCCCUGCCCGGCCUCGCCGCCUCCCUCAAGCACGGCGGCGCCGCCUCCCUGCCGCCCCGCCACUCGCGCUUCCUCGCCCAGCAGCUCGCCGUCGCCCUCGGCAACCUCAUCCUCGCCGUCGCCUUCGAGGGCUUCCUCGCGAAAGCCUACCUCGGCUUCUUCGGCCGCACCGACAUCAAGACCACCACCACCCUGCCCAUGCCCAUGACCGUCUUCACCCACCUCAUCGUCCUCUACGCCGCCCGCGAGAUCAUCGUCUACUACCUCCACCGCUACGUCCUGCACCAGAGCUCCCGCGGCGGGCACUCCAUCCUCUACGAGUGGUUCUCCCACCCGCACCGCUCCUGGGCGCACUACCUCGGCGGCGCGCCCUACUCCCUGCUCGUCUUCGCCGACCACCCCCUCCCCUCGCUGCUGCUGCGCGUCGUCCCCGUCUACCUGCCCGCCGUCCUGCUAAGGCCCCACCUCGUCACCUACUUCCUCUUCCUCAUCCUCACCACCAUCGAGGAGACGGUCACCAUGUCGGGCUACGCCGCCAUCCCGGGCUUCCUCAUGUCCGGCAUCGCCCAGCGCAACGCCAUCCACUACGCCUCGGGCGGCGGCGCCAACUUUGGCACCGUCGGCAUCCUCGACUGGUUGAACGAGACGGGCGGCGGCCAGCACGUCCUCGACGAGAUUGCCCAGCGCUACUAACUUGUGGCUUUGGGAAGACGAGUCUCAUUGUUUGUUUUUCUCUUUUCCUCUCUGUCAUUCUGUUUUUCCUGGCGUAUUGGGCGGUGCUUUGCUGGCUGAUACCCUCCUUAGAGGCGUUAUUGCAUGGGUUCCAUGUAGUCAUGCGUGUGUUUUGUGGCUUAUUUCUGUGCUUGGGCUGCCGUUGCGUGCUGGGACCCAAAAUGCACUGGAGUUGGAGUCGGACAUUAGACGGAGGACUUGGAGUUGAAUGGCUGCCGGAGGAGUGCAGUUGGAUGCAAU
Purpureocillium takamizusanense is the source of this 1289-nucleotide messenger RNA. RefSeq lists its product as uncharacterized. The record is from RefSeq and is a predicted model, not a curated record. Lineage: Eukaryota; Fungi; Ascomycota; Sordariomycetes; Hypocreales; Ophiocordycipitaceae. Gene Ontology annotation, biological process: lipid biosynthetic process. Bases 105 to 1010 code for a protein of 301 amino acids. The transcript has a single exon. Gene Ontology annotation, molecular function: iron ion binding; oxidoreductase activity.